GGGUAGGUGGAUAUAAACACUGGAAACCUGCCUCCCUUUUUUCUAUAAAUUUGAUUAAAUGCCUGGACAACACUCAUUUUGAUCACUCCUUUUUGUUGUUUUCUUUCAUUUGCUGUGAAGGGGUACUCUGAGAUCACAUAGAAAAAUGGUGAAGGCCGUUGCUGUCCUUAGCAGCAGUGAAGGUGUUAGUGGAACUAUUUUCUUUGCUCAAGAGGGAGAUGGUCCAACUACCGUGACUGGGAACAUUUCUGGUCUUAAGCCUGGGCUCCAUGGCUUCCACGUUCAUGCCCUUGGGGACACGACAAAUGGUUGCAUGUCAACAGGACCGCACUUUAAUCCUGCUGGAAAAGAGCAUGGUGCCCCAGACGACGAGAAUCGCCAUGCUGGUGAUCUAGGAAAUGUCACUGUUGGUGAUGAUGGCUGUGCGACUUUCUCUAUUAUUGACAAACAGAUUCCUCUCGCUGGGCCACACUCCAUUAUUGGAAGAGCUGUUGUUGUGCAUGGGGAUCCUGACGACCUUGGCAAGGGGGGCCAUGAGCUUAGCAAAACCACAGGAAAUGCCGGUGGCAGAGUAGCUUGUGGUAUUAUUGGUCUGCAAGGUUGAAGUCGGUGUCCUGGCGACCAGAAUAAUACAUGCGAUUUGGGUAUGCAGACGCCUGGAGAACUAGCUUUUUUAUGUGAGCUUGUUUUGUUUGUGUUAUGACUUAAAUCCAGUGCUCUUUUAAAAUUUAAAGCGUGCAUGUUUACGCCGCCGAAUGGAUGUUGUUUACAGAUUAAUUCAACCUUUGAAGUUUUUCGUUGAUAUGUAAUUAUGAAUUUACGUCUGGUUUUCUA
Molecule: messenger RNA, 834 nt
Organism: Durio zibethinus
Lineage: Eukaryota; Viridiplantae; Streptophyta; Magnoliopsida; Malvales; Malvaceae
Product: superoxide dismutase [Cu-Zn]
Biological process (GO): superoxide metabolic process
Molecular function (GO): copper ion binding
Source: RefSeq, a predicted model, not a curated record